Molecule: messenger RNA, 522 nt
Organism: Aegilops tauschii subsp. strangulata
Lineage: Eukaryota; Viridiplantae; Streptophyta; Magnoliopsida; Poales; Poaceae
Source: RefSeq, a predicted model, not a curated record
AUGCCGCGCGACACAAACAAGGAAGAAGACGACAUCGCCAAGAGGGCGUCUUGCCGCCUGCCUCAGGAGCCCGGCGUCUUUGACGAGCGGCUCUUCAAGCCGUCGGCAGCCCCACCCACCAUGGGACCAGCACCGCCUCAGGAGGAGCUACCCCCAGCACCCCUCUCAGGUGCCCCCGCUUGCGGUCCAACCUCGGGAGCCCGUCUGCUCCUCGUGUUCGAGCCUCAGGAGGGGUGCUGGACUGAGGAGUUCAAGGCGUACCUGCUCCAGGGGACCCUGCCGGCGAAGGAGGAAGACGCGGAGCGCGUGGCUUGCCAGGCCACUACCUACUGCAUUCAGGACGGUGAGCUCUACCGAAAGCGGCCAAACGACGUCUCUCUGCGGUGCAUCUCCAGGGAGCUAGGACACGAGCUGCUGAGUUGGAAAUUUUCUCCUCUUACUUCGCUCGCCUCUAAGUCUUGCCCCCAGAAGAGCGGCAGUUGCCCGUCGCUCCUCCUCGCGCGUCCCGCGCGCGGGGGCUAG